Caenorhabditis remanei is the source of this 1338-nucleotide messenger RNA. RefSeq lists its product as uncharacterized. The record is from RefSeq and is a predicted model, not a curated record. Lineage: Eukaryota; Metazoa; Nematoda; Chromadorea; Rhabditida; Rhabditidae. The transcript is spliced from 3 exons. Bases 1 to 1338 code for a protein of 445 amino acids.
AUGCCUGUCAUACCAGUACAGUAUGAAAGUUUGAAGGCGAUUCUGUCAUAUAUGGACCCAAAUACACGAUUUCAAAUCUCCCUGCGCAUACCAUCUAUCAGUUCUCUCGAAAGAAGAUUACCAUUGAAAAUCGUGAAUUUGAAGUUUUCAAAAACAGGAAUCGAAGUAAAUGGAGCUCGCUACCGUCUAGGUGUAUAUCCCCAUUCAAAAGAUAACAACGUGUCCUCUAAGAUUCAAAUGUCAAUGCUACCGAUUUCACAUGAUAUUGAUGAAUAUGGAUACACUAUUUCUCCGGGAAUCAACACAGUGCUCCCUGGAGAUGUGGAUUUAAGAAGAGAAAUUCUGAGAAAUUCACAAAACGAUACAAAUAGAAAAGAACGUCUUCUAGUUCAGGAGUUGGAAGCGCUCAACAAGAAGUUGGUCAAGCAUUUGAAUCAGGAGUACACAGAGCAUGAUAAGUUCAAAACUUGUCGGUAUGUAGAGUUUCAAACUCGACAUUGUGUGAUUCGAAAUCAGAUAGAUUCAUUACAAAUCGCUUUGGAACCUUUCAAACAUCGUCGCAACAACACAAAACCGGCGUACACCAACGGGAUUCAAUUGACUGUGACUUCUCAGAGAAGAGGUCUGAUCCAACGGAUUCCUUACAAUAAGAAUCUGUUCGAGGCAAUGAAAAUACUAAGCGCUACACUGUUUGGUAAGCGAAAUUUAAUCAUAUCGGUGAAGAAUGUGACCAUUGAUUUUCACAAUUACAUUCUUCGUUUCCCUGUGGAAACCAAGCUGAGAAUUCAAACAUUGGAGAUACUCAGUUGGAGUGCAUCCAAUUUUCAAAAAUUCAGUCGGAUUAUUGACACGUCUUCGUUCCCUCUUGAACGAUUAACAAUGAAAUGUAAUCCUAAUCUCUCAAAUUUUAAACAUGAAAUUGUCAAAACAGCGAGGAUUCUUAUCAUUGACAAAACCACAACCAUAACACGCCCAUGGAUGGUAUUACUACGCCCAUGGAUUACAAUUCUUCGCAACCUGACCAAUCGAUAUUUGUAUAUGAAAAAUCAACAUAGAAAUGAAUCUGAUGAAGACUACGUGGACUUCAUCAGCAGUUGGUUGGAGAACGAACGCCCCGUUGGAACUUCUUGGAGUGGUAUCAUGAAGGAAGAAACUGUCAAGCGAGUUUUGAUCAAUUUGAAAAUGAGACCAGAGGUUGUUGCAGCAUCAGAUAACUAUGUUGAACUACGUGUCAACGCUUCAUCGAGUCUCCAAGUUUAUUAUAAAGCUUUACAACCAUCGGACUUCCACUCAAAAUGGUUGUUGAACUGGAGAGUUGUUCGGUCAAAACUGGAGUAA